Molecule: messenger RNA, 1335 nt
Organism: Tremella mesenterica DSM 1558
Lineage: Eukaryota; Fungi; Basidiomycota; Tremellomycetes; Tremellales; Tremellaceae
Exons: 4
Coding region: 1-1335 (444 amino acids)
Biological process (GO): fluoride transmembrane transport
Cellular component (GO): membrane
Molecular function (GO): fluoride transmembrane transporter activity
Source: RefSeq, a predicted model, not a curated record
AUGUCUUCACCUCCCGAUCAAUCAUCUCAACCAUAUCCCCUUUCCUCCCUCUCACAAUCACACAUCUCACCACCAAAACAACCUUCCUCACCAAUCUCAGCCCACUCUGCUACCUUCCAACCCCACUUCCAUUCAACCCACGAGCUCCAUCCAAUCCCAUCUCACCUAUCUCGGAAUUCUCGUAGAUCCCAUCUAUCCCAUCUGUCUGAAACAUCUCAACUAUCACGUAUCUUCCAAGCAUUAAGUCACGUACAAUCUCAUGAAGAUCCUGAACUUCCUCGUCCACCUAGACAACCAUCUCCUCCUCAACCAGGUGACAACGUACCUCCUCCAUCUGACGAAGUCACACAUUCUCGAUUAACAGCUCAUUAUUGUGGUCUUGUACUUGCUUCGAUGCUCGGCUGUUUGAUUCGAUUGGGAUUAGAAGCUUUAGGGAAUUAUGAUGGUAAGAUCGUCUUUGAAUUAUUAUGGGCGCAAGGUGUUGGUUGUGGGAUUAUGGGAUUUGCAUUAGGUAGAAAGAAUGAAAUAAUAGCUAUAUAUCCCCCUUUAUAUACGUUUUUCACAACGGGUGUAGCUGGUUCAGUCACAACUUUUUCUUCUUGGAUGUUGGAAGGUUAUUUAGCUUUUUCAAAUUCUAAUGUAUAUGAUAGAAAAGGUUUACAUGAUACAGUGGACGGGGUAGCUUAUUCCCUCACCACUUUCACAGUUUCCCUCUCUUGUUUAAUAUUUGGAGAACAUUUAGCUUCUAUCCUUCCACCUUUACCUUCUCAUCUUCUCCCCGGUGUUAUCCCCAUGGAAGAAAUCACAUUUCAAAAUUCACCUCAAUCAUCUCGAUACUUAAGUUCCACACCUCUCCUAGAUUCCCUCACUAUCUUAUCUUCUUUAUUAUCUUAUCUCAUCAUUCUCCUUCUUUACUUUUUCGCUCCUCAUUCAUGGCGUCAUAAAGUUUUAUUCCCACUUCUAUUUUCUCCACCAGGUGCUAUACUCCGUUUUUUUUUAUCCCGUCUUAACACAUUCCCACCAUUCAUUGAUCGAUUUCCUAUAGGAACUUUCCUUUCCAACAUCCCCGCUACUCUUUUAGUGGCAGGUAUGUUUGCGGUACAACGAAGACCGAUUAAUCCAGUAGGAUGUAGGGCGGCAUAUGGUGUUCAACAAGGUUUGUGUGGAUGUUGGAGUACGGUGAGUACUUUCGUAGUUGAAAGUAGAGCGAUAAGACGGAAAAGAUGGAGAUGGUUUUAUGUUUUGUUUAGUGUGGUAGUAGGGCAUUUGUGUGUUUUGUUCGUGGUGGGUGGGACGGGAUGGUCAGAGGGUUAUUUGGAUCAAUGUGUGGGUUGA